AUGGCCAAAGAUGAGGAGGAAGACAAGGGGAAGAAGAAGAAGAAGAAGAAGGGUGCUGAACCAGAGAAACCCAAAAGAAGUCUCAAAGGUACCUCUAGGCUUUUCAUGGGCUUCCGGGAUAGGACGCCCAAGAUAUCCAAGAAAGGCCAGUUCAGAAGUGCCUCACACUUCUUAUGGAGUCUCAACAGAGGACCACAGAAGACAAAGAGGAAGAAGAAGGCCAAGACUGUCCUACAAUCCACCUCCAAGUUGAUGACGCAAAUGCGGGAAGGCAAGAGGAAGAAGGCGAUGAAGGAGAAGAAGCCGUCCUUUAUGGUGAUCCGUUUCCCUGGCAAAAGAGGCCGAGGGAAGCUAAAGCCCCGAGCUCAAGUCCUGAGCAAGGCAUCCACCUCCAUUAACUGGUUGACCAAAAGGUUCCUCAUCAAAAAGGCAGAAGAGUCAGGAAGUGAGCAGGCUUCCUUGGACGCCUGGCUCAAUCGCUCCAGCUCUCGCUUUGGUUCUCAGAAGCUUCCAUUCCCUUCGGGGGCUGACAUCCUAAGACGAGAAGGGAGGCUGAGGAGGUUCCCCAGAGGCCGAAGCUUAUACGAGUCAGGAGAAACCAUUGGCUUCCUUCCCUUUGAGACAGAAGAACCCUUCCAACAGUCUGGAUCAAGGAAGUCCUUCUAUGGGCUGGAAGGCUUUCAGGACUUGGGGGAAUACUAUGACUACUACCGUGAAGGAGAUGAUUACUAUGACCGUCAGUCACUCCAUCAAUAUGAGGAACAAGAGCACUACCGCACACCCUGGGGCUAUUAUGGAUCAGAGUGGCCCGAGUAUGGCGAAUAUUACUACGGGUAUCCUGUCCGAGACCCUUAUGAAUAUUAUGAUGAUGAAUAUUAUGACAGUGAUUACUAUGAUCAUGAUUUCUACGGUCCUGGUUAUUAUGGUGAUGAUUACUACCCGGAUGAUUACUACUACCUUCCCUAUAGCUUUGACUAUGGCUAUGAUGACUAUGCACCCCCUUAUGCUCCACCUUCUGGGUAUUCACCCUACAGUUACUAUGAGGGUUAUGAAGAACCAUCAUAUCCUUACAACUAUUACUGGGGACCUUACAGUCCUUUUGAUGAGGCAGGGUACUAUCCCAUCCCAGGAGGACAUGAUGCCAUUUAUCCCCCCGAAGUCCCUUUUCCAUACCCUGAGGUACCCCCCUUUGAUUAUGCCUGGGAACCUCCCAUCCCAUCCCCCCAUAAUCCCUAUGCCUACCCCAUGGAUGACAUCAUGGAGUUGGAAGAAGGAGAGCAAGAAGAGGAACCAGGGAUUGAGCAGAAGGGUUAUACUUUCAAGCCACCCAGCACAUCCUUCUUCGAACAGCAGGGCAUGGAGAAGUCGGCAACCUCCAAGUUGUCCUUGAUCAGGAAGUUCCGACUCUUCCCUCGACCCCAAGUGAAAAUCUUCGGCAAAGAGAAACUGGAUGUGCCCCUGCCUCCUUCCCUGGACAUCCCACUCACCACUGAUGAGCAGGAGGAAGAGGAAGAAGAGGAAGAAGACCAAUAUCCACCAGUCUCUAUGCCUUACACCCCAUACCUCCACCCGUUCUAUGCUAGCUUCCUGUCUCCCCGAGACCGAAAUGUCCAGAGAGCCCUGUCAGCCUUUAGGAUGAGGAGAGACCUGGGCUUCCACAGAGAGCUGGGCAGGCCCUCUCCACCAGCAACAUCACUUGCCCGAUUCAUAAAGAAAACUCUUUCAGAAAAGAAACCUAUUCCAAAAUAUGGUGGCAGUGCUCGCCAAAAGGACACAGGCUCAUUCCGGAGGCCACCCGUGAGGGAGGCAGCCUACAAGCGCUUUGGCUAUAAGCUGGCAGGCAUGGAUCCGGACAAUCCUGCCACACCAGUGACCCUGAGGAAAUUCCGUGGCCCUACCACUAACAACAACAACUCCCAGGUUGUGCCUCCCUUGUCUCCAUCCCCGGUGCCUUCCAGGAAGAGCGUCCUCAUCUCUCCACCCCCCCUGAGGAAGAACGAGAACCCAGAUGUCAACUCUUCCCUCUGGUCCUUCUUACCGAACCUUUCAACAGGCCCUAAGCAAGCAUCUCCCUAUGGCUCCUCUCCCUAUGGAUCCUUCCGCCAAGAACCACCCUCACGCCAGCCUUCCCUUCAUCAGACGCCUUUAUCUCCCCCGGGACACCCUGCCCUCAGGCCACAGUCUAGCUGGUGGAGUUUCAUCGAACCACCAUCUGUAUCCAGUUUUCCAGAGCCUGAGCUUAAUCCAUAUCCAUUGUGGUUUGGGGGACCCCCAAGCAGGCCCCCGACUCCUAUUCCUUCAAUUCGGUCAUCUCUGAGGAGACCAGGUGCCCUAGGCUUACAGGCACCCCCUGUGAGGGCACCAAUGGCCCCUGGAGACCUACUGGGAUCCCCUAGAGCACCCCGACACCUUCCUCCCUCUCCACAGCCAUCCCUUAGGAGUUUCCGUAGUACAGGGAUUCGUUCCCCACUGAGGCCCUCUUCUCCGCAGCUCUCCGUCCAUUCUGCUCCUUCAAUGAUCUAUAGCCCAAGACCCAGAAGGCCCUCUUUCUCACCUCCGCUGGGGGCCAAAGGCUCUAGCCGUCACCCCUCGCUCAGGGAGCCUCCCUCCCCAAAUCCAUCACUCAGUCGUUUUGGGCCUCAUUCCCCACAUUUGGGGUCCCCUCAUCUUCCUCCUAGAGGCGGGAGCCAGAGGCUUCCCUCACCCCCACCAGGCCGAAGCCUGAGGCGCCGGUCCCUUAACCUACCUAGGAAACUUCCCCGCACCUGGAACCGACUGAGCGAGCCUCCCACCAAGGCAGUGAAGCCCCAGGUGCAUCUUACACUCCAGAGGUCGUCCCGUAGACGGGUCCCUCCGCAGCCCCCUCCAGGCCCCUGGAGUGGAGAUGGGGCCAUGCCGGAUAUACCUCACAGACAGGACAGCCGCCGCUCACUAGGCAGGCAGCCUCCACCUUGGUUGCCCCCACCGUUAGCACCAAGCUGGGAUGUGGACCUUCCUCCCAUCCAGCGCCCACCAUCCCCUUGGCCCGGCCUGACUGGUAGCCGGCGAGGGUUCUCCAAGAGACGCCGACCACCAUCUUCAUUUUACAGACCCUUCUUCCAACAUGGCGGUCAUCCCAUACCUGGACCUGCCCAUCCUCCAUCUCCUGUUUUCCGAGAGAGAGAUGACGACUCAGAACAUGUUAUCCUGGGUAGGCUUCAAGAACCGGGGCCUGGCCAGGCCUCUAAAUCAUCAAAUGAAGUACCCAUGAAGCCUGAAAAAGAGGAAGGCGUCGAUCCAUCCAUCCCUAAGCCCUCUCCAGGCUCCAUCUCUCUCCCCCCCAGGGUCUCGGAGAAACUGUCCCCAGUGCUCAUGAAGGAGCGGAAGGUACUCAGGAGUAGUUUCUCUUACCCACUGAUUGCCUCACCUCGUUCCACAUGGCCCAGUCCUCGCCGGUGGGCAUCCUUACCCAAGUCGCUGGCCCAGGCAAUACCUACUGGCAUCCGAGAGAAAGGAGAACGAGGUCCAUCAAGGCCCGGACGCUUCGCAAUCGUCAUGCCUCGUGUUCAGAAGAUGAGCUCCUUCCAGCAGGUGACCGUGAUGCCCCAGCAGCUACAAACCAGACAACCGACAGGGCCGGCGCAAGGCCUAUCCAAGACCCAGAAGUCUAAGUGGGUGCACGUCUCAAUGUCAACCAAGACCUUUCGACGAUGGCCCAGGGCAACCACAGAGACCUUGACCCAUUAUGUGUCUUGUGAAAUGUCCCUUCAGUGCCAUGCCUUCAAGGGACCAUGGGAGAAAGAAGUCCCAGUGAGCUGGAAGAACAAGAUGCACUCCAUCCGCAACCUGCCAUCCAUGAGAUACCGGGUACCGCAGGAGGAAGAUGGUGUGGAAGACAUGACCCAGCUGGAGGACUUGCAAGAAUCUGCUGUGUUGUCCAAUCUGAAAACCAGAUUUGAACGAAACCUCAUCUAUACCUACAUUGGUAGCAUCCUCGUGUCAGUGAAUCCUUACCGAAUGUUUAACAUCUAUGGGAUGGAACAGGUGUUACAAUACAAAGGGCGAGCCUUGGGGGAGAAUCCACCGCAUCUCUUUGCAAUUGCGAAUCUUGCGUACACCAAAAUGCUGGAUGCUAAUCAUAACCAGUGUAUCAUCAUCAGUGGGGAAAGCGGUUCAGGAAAGACUGAGGCCACAAAGCUGAUCUUACGCUACCUGGCCACCAUGAACCAGAAGAGGGACAUCAUGCCACAGGUAAGGAUCCUUGAGGCCACCCCCCUGCUGGAGGCCUUUGGAAAUGCCAAAACUGUGAGGAAUGACAACUCCAGUCGCUUUGGGAAGUUCAUAGAGAUCUUUUUGGAGAGCGGCUUGAUCUGUGGUGCCAUAACGUCUCAGUAUCUCCUUGAAAAAUCCAGGAUUGUGUUUCAGGCCAAGAAUGAACGAAAUUACCAUAUAUUCUAUGAGAUGCUGGCAGGACUCCCAGCCCAAUUGAAGCAGACCUUCAGUCUUCAGGAAGCAGAGACCUACUACUACUUGAACCAGGGUGGCAACUGUGAGAUUCUGGGUAAAAGUGAUGAAGCUGACUUCCAGAGACUCCUCAGUGCCAUGGAGGUUUUAAACUUUAGCAUUGAAGACCAGGACAGCAUCUUCCGAAUUCUAUCCUCCAUCCUCCACCUGGGCAAUGUGUACUUUGAAAAGUAUGAGACAGAUGCCCAGGAAAUAGCCUCUGUGGUAAGCGCCCGGGAGAUCCAGGUUGUGGCGGAACUGCUCCAGAUAUCCCCAGAGGGUCUGCAGAAGGCCAUUACCUUCAAAGUGACUGAGACGAUGAGAGAGAAGAUUUAUACGCCCCUCACUGUGGAAAGUGCCGUGGAUGCCAGAGAUGCUAUUGCCAAGAUUCUGUAUUCGAUGCUGUUUGGCUGGCUCAUUGACAGGAUCAACACAAUGGUCUACCCCCAGAAGGAUACUCUUUCCAUUGCCAUCCUGGAUAUCUAUGGCUUUGAGGAUCUCAGCUUCAAUAGCUUUGAGCAGCUGUGUAUCAACUAUGCCAAUGAAUACUUGCAGUACUUUUUCAACAAGAUUGUCUUCCAAGAGGAACAGGAUGAGUACAUCCGAGAGCAAAUAGAUUGGAGAGAAAUCACCUUCACUGACAACCAACCUUGUAUCAAUCUUAUCUGCCUGAAGCCCUAUGGUAUCCUCAGGAUUCUAGAUGAUCAGAGUUGUUUCCCCCAGGCCACAGACCAUACUUUUCUACAGAAAUGUCAUUACCACCAUGGUUCCAACCCCCUCUACUCCAAGCCCAAGAUGCCCCUACCUGAAUUCACCAUCAAACAUUAUGCCGGCAAAGUCACCUAUCAGGUGCACAAGUUCCUAGACAAAAAUUAUGACCAAGUGAGGCAGGAUGUGUUAGACCUGUUUGUCCGAAGUAAGACCCAAGUUGUGGCUCACCUCUUUGCCAGCCAUGCUCAGUUGACCUCCUACCACCGGUUGGGGAAGAAUAAUACCCUCACCCGUCUCUACAAGGCCCCCACUGUGGCUGCCAAGUUUCAGCAGUCUCUCCUGGACCUAGUAGACAAGAUGGAGAGGUGCAACCCUCUGUUUGUUCGAUGUCUCAAGCCCAACCACAAGAAGGAACCCAACCUAUUUGAGCCAGAUGUGGUCAUGGGACAGCUCCGAUACUCAGGGGUCAUGGAGACCAUCCGGAUCAGAAAAGAAGGCUUCCCUGUGCGCAUUCCCUUCCAGGUCUUCAUUGACAGGUACAGAUGCCUGGUGUCUCUCAAACAUGACAUUCCAGCCACUGGGGAAGCUUGUGUCUCCGUGCUCAACAGACUUUGCACAGUCACCCACCGCAUGUACUGUAUUGGGGUCAGCAAGCUCUUCCUGAAGGAACAUCUGUACCAGCUGCUGGAGAGCAUGAGGGACCGAGUUCUGCACCUGGCGGUCCUCACAUUGCAACGGUGCCUUCGAGGUUUCUUCAUCAAAAGACGUUUCCGUUCCUUGCGUCGAAAGAUCAUUCUCCUCCAGAGCCUGUCUCGGGGCUACCUGGCCAGGAAGAAAUACCGGAAAAUGAAGAGGAAUUUGGUGAAGUUCAGAUCUCUGGUGAACAUGUAUGUGAACCAAAAGCAGUACCUGAGGACCAGGAUCAGGGUGAGAAUACUUUCUGAAGGCUGUGUCCCCUAGGAGCUGUCUAAGAGGGAGCUGAUGAAUGUGACCUGUCUUGAGGUGCCUGCUGAGCUGGCAGGACUCCUACAGGUGGUGACAGUGUACAAACAAGCAAACGCUGACUGUGUGGUUCCCGUCCGUACCCCCAAGCUACAGAUUGACCCUCAGAUUGCAUUGCCCCUCGACAUCAACAACUAUCCUAUGGUGAAGUAUGUCCAGGCCCACUUCAAGGAUCUAGCCUUUGGGAUGCUUGCUGAGCCACUACAAAGUCCCCUUACCAGACUGGAGAGAGAACAUCACCCAGAGGCCCUAAGCAUCUUUAAGUUGAUUCUGCGCUUCAUGGGUGACCCCCACCUCCACGGAGCUCAAGACAACCUAUUUGGGAAUUAUAUUGUCCAAAAGGGACUCACAAAGGCUGAAUUGAGGGAUGAGAUCCUGGUCCAGCUGGCCAAUCAGGUGUGGCGGAACCCCAACAUCAACAACAAGGAACGAGGUUGGCUCCUGCUAGCCUCCUGCCUCAGUGGUUUUGCACCCUCCCCUCGCCUGGACAAGUAUUUGCUCAAGUUCGUCUCUGAUCAUGCCCAAAACGGCUUCCAGGCUGUGUGUCAGCAUAGACUCAUACAGGCCAUGGCCAAGGCCCAGAAGGGUCCUGGAGCUGCCCGAACCUUCCCUCCAACCCUGCUUGAGUGGACUGUUACUCAAAAGAAAGCCAACAUGGCCCUAGAUGUUUACUGCUUCAAUGGGGACCAGUUUUCUUGCCCAAUCCAUUCAUGGAGCACAGGGGAAGAUGUGACUGGAGAUAUUUUAAAACACAGGGGUCUAACGGAUGGCUGGAGAGGCUGGACAGUUUCUUUGAAGAAUGGUAGCCAGUGGGCUGAGUUGGCGGGCCACGAUUAUGUGCUGGAUCUGAUCUCAGACAUGGAGCUCAUCUGGGAUUUCCCCAAGCAGAAAUCGUACUUUAUCAUCACAUCGGAGGGCGCAGAGAAGGGCAGGAGCAGCUCCAGAAUGGUGUUUGGAAAUAACUGGGACUCGGAUGAGGAGACACCAGCCCUUCCCCGGUAUAGAGGGCGCUCCAUUCGGACAACAAAACUUCCCGACUCAGAGAGUUAUUUCAGUCAUGAUCCAGACAGCUUCAGGGAGCCGGCUGCCCCACAGAAGGGACUGGAUCGUUACCUAGAUAGCCUCUUUGACCCGGUGCUUGCUUAUGGAAACACGGAUCUGGAGAAACCAGCUGCCAUCUCCUAUAGGAUGAAAGGGGGAGGCCAGCCCAAAAGUGAUGAGGAGCCAGCUGGGCCCUCUAGAAUACCCCAAGAAUCAGGUCUGGACUCAUCCACAUUGGCGCUACAGCAAGCCUUCAUCCAAAAGCAGGCCGUGCUUCUGGCGAGAGAGAUGACUUUACAGGCUAUGGCCCUUCAGCAACAGCAGCAGCAGCAGCAAAGUCCCCCAGCCAAGCCAGUACUAAUUUAUGCAGCCCCAGCACUAGGAGACCCUGGAGGAGUCUGCUUCCAGCCCAAGACCUUAGCAUCUGGCUCUCCUUCAAAGCCUAGGGGCUCCAUCCCUCCUGUUAAACCAGUGGCCACCCCUAUCCGGGUACAGGACCAACAUUCUCCUUUAAGAACCUUCUCACCCUCUCCGGAGCUGGUUCGUCAUUCCAUCCUCAACUCGGAGCAUUUCCCUCAGCCCACUCAACAGAUCAAGGCCAUCAUCCGUCAGUGCCAGCAGCCGCCUAGAGCUCCAGAUGGUCUCAGGAAGGAAAGUGGGAAGGUGUUUGUGAAGAAAUCGGAUCCUCAUGAGGAAGCCCUCCUGAUCUUGAAGGAGCAAAUGAUCCACUCGGCCCCUAUCAACCUGGGAGCUCAAGGUCCCAGACAGACGGUGGCCUUGGUGAAGCCUGUGACCAGCACUAGGCCCCAAGGCCUAGCCCCAGCUGCCAAACCUCUAACAGCAAUUAUUCCAGCAGAGGAUCCCAUCCAAACACAGCUCCAUCGCCAGAGCAACGAGACUUUCUACGCCUACCAGGGAGUGCCCUGGAAGAUAUACCUCAGAAAAGAGGUGUUUUAUCCUAAGGACAGCUUCAAUCACCCAGUCCUCUUGGACCUCCUCUUCAGACAGAUCCUCCAUGAUACUUUCUCGGAAGCCUGCAUCAGAAUCUCUAAGGAAGAAAGGAUGAAGAUGAAAUCUAUUUUUGUCCAGAACAAAUUGGAUUCGCUACAUCCAGUGGUGAAUGAGAGUUUCAAGAGGGCUGUGAUCAGUGAAGCUCGAGAGGGCUGGGAAGUCUAUUUCUCCCGACUCUUCCCAGCCACGGGCAGUGUGGGCACAGGUGUACAGAUCCUGGCUGUGUCUCACAUAGGCAUCAAGCUCCUUCGUUUGGUAAAAGGCAGCUGGUCAUCAGGGGAACAGCUUCGAGUCUUACGAAGCUACAGUUAUACAGAUAUCCUCUUUGUGACCAUCCCUUCCAUGAACAUGCUGGAAUUCAACCUGGCUGGUGAAAAACUCAUUCUUUUCUCAGCCCGAGCGCCUCAGGUGAAGAGUAUGGUGGAUGACUUUAUUCUGGAACUCAAAAAGGAUUCUGAUUAUGUGGUUGCUGUGAGAAACUACUUACCAGAUGACCUGAAUCUCUUGAGCUUCCACAAGGGUGACAUCAUCCAUUUGCAGUCUUCAGAGUGGCCUGAGAGGGGUUAUAAUUAUGGCUACGUAGUCAGGAAGAAGGUUAUCUAUCUGGAGGAGCUGAAGAGAGGCACCCAGGACUUUGGAUGGAAGUUUGGAGCUAUUCACGGGAGGCCUGGACGAUUUCCCAUGGACCUGGUACAGCCUGUAGCUGCCCCUGACUUCCUCCAGCUGCCCUCAGAGCUGGACAUGGGUGGACCUCGGGACCAAUCAGGCAGAGCAGCUGCUGUGGCUGUGGCAGUGGCUUCUUCUACUGUGGCCCAGGAGUUCGGCAGGAAGACAGAGGCGUCUUUGGCUAGGGACAUCUCUAGGGAGUAUGGAGAGGAAGCAUCCCUACUCCCCAGUCAUCAGUACACAAUGCUGGAGUUUGCUCAGAAGUAUUUCCGGGAUCCACAAAGGCGAUCUAUGGAUUCUUUCAGGCAGAAAUCCAAAAAAGGAAGGGAAUCCAGAGAUGUGAGCAACAUGCUGAAAUUCUCCAAGACACCAAUCCAGGAAUCCCUCAUCGAGUUCAGUACCAGCAGCCUGAACAAAAUUGCCACAGAGAUGUUCCUAGCUGUGAUGAAAUUCAUGGGCGAUUUCCCGAUGAAGGCCCAGACUGAAUUGGAUGUGCUCCGCUCCUUCUUAAAGCUCUGCAGGGACCAUGAAGUGCUUCGAGAUGAAGCCUACUGCCAGGUCAUCAAGCAGAUCACAGAUAACACCAGCACAAAGCCGGACAGCUGCCAAAGAGGCUGGAGGCUGCUUCACAUCCUGGCAGCCUACCACAAGUGCUCAGAUGUCCUGAGGCCAUACCUCUUCCGAUUCUUUCAGGAUGUGUGCCGGAGUCCAGGCUUACACUUCCAGGGGAUUGCAAAGGCCUGUGAGCAGAACCUUCAGAAAACCUUCCAGUUUGGUGGCCGAAGCGAGCUUCCCAGCAACAUGGAAUUGAGGGCCAUAUUGGCGGGUCGGAGUUCUAAGAGGCAACUGUUUCUCCUUCCUGGAGGGCUUGAACGACACCUGAAGAUCAAGACCUGUACGGUGGCCCUAGAUGUAGUUUCAGAAAUCUGUAUAGAGAUGGGACUGACAAGGGCUGAAGCCUUCAGUGAAUAUGUAAUCUUUGCUGUCACCAACCAAGGCCAGAACGUCUGUCCCUUGAGUCGGCGGGACUACAUCCUAGACAUAGCCUCAGAGAUGGAGCAAGUGGACAGUGGCUACACCUUCUGGUACCGGCGCAUCCUCUGGACCCAGCCACUCAAAUUUGAAAAUGAGCUUUAUGUCACCAUGCACUACAGCCAGGUCCUGCCUGACUAUCUAAAGGGCCUCUUCAACAGCUUGCCCACUGAGCAACCCAGCGAACAGCAGCGACAGCAGGUGUCCAAGCUGGCUGCCCUCCAGCAUCGUGCCAAGGACGGCGUCUAUCUGCCCAGCAUACGUGAAGCCCAGGAGUACAUUCCACCCCAGUUCUAUCGUACACUGAAGGGUCAGGCCUGGCUGAACCUGGUGAUCCAGCACAUGCAACAGAUCCAGGCCCUGAGUCCUCACCAAGCCAGAGCCCAGUUCCUUGGACUCCUCAGCGCUUAUCCUAUGUUCGGCUCCUCCUUCUUCUUCAUCCAGAGCUGCAGCAACAACACAGUACUCACACCCUGCAUCCUGGCCGUCAACCAGAAUGGCCUCAACUUUCUCAAUAAGGAGACCCAUGAGCUGACAGUGAAAUUUCCUCUGAAGGAAAUUCAGUCCACACGAACCCAGAGACCUACUGCUGGCUCCAGCUAUCCCUACGUGGAGAUCACACUGGGGAACCUAACUGUACAACGCAUCAUGCAGCUGCAGCUUGAGCAGGGCCUGGAGCUGUGCCGAGUUGUGGCUGCACAUGUGGAAAGCCUAUUGUGCGCCCGAGAGAAGCGAUUCACGCUGCCUCCUAGUGAGAUCACCCUGCUCUGA
Messenger RNA from Gracilinanus agilis (Agile Gracile Mouse Opossum), 10716 nucleotides. It is a transcript of the gene MYO15A, whose product is annotated as myosin XVA. The transcript is spliced from 63 exons. Gene Ontology annotation, cellular component: cytoskeleton; myosin complex. Lineage: Eukaryota; Metazoa; Chordata; Mammalia; Didelphimorphia; Didelphidae. Gene Ontology annotation, molecular function: protein binding; ATP binding; cytoskeletal motor activity. The record is from RefSeq and is a predicted model, not a curated record.